This is a messenger RNA of Mobula hypostoma (lesser devil ray), 1100 nucleotides long. RefSeq names its product gastrula zinc finger protein XlCGF71.1-like. The annotation marks the transcript as partial. Gene Ontology annotation, molecular function: DNA-binding transcription factor activity, RNA polymerase II-specific; RNA polymerase II cis-regulatory region sequence-specific DNA binding. Gene Ontology annotation, biological process: regulation of transcription by RNA polymerase II. The record is from RefSeq and is a predicted model, not a curated record. Gene Ontology annotation, cellular component: transcription regulator complex; PcG protein complex; chromatin. The transcript has a single exon. NCBI's taxonomy places the organism in Eukaryota, Metazoa, Chordata, Chondrichthyes, Myliobatiformes, Myliobatidae.
GAGCGAUGCUCCUGUGAGAGUGUCGAGGUUCAGCGUGCGGAAAGUGUGUUGACUGGUUACAGACCCAGAGAGAUCACAGCUUCCUGUUCUGCCCGUGGUUCUGGAUCCAACAGACUGUCCACCCUGGAGGAGAAGAGAGAAGCACGUGAAACCGAGAAACCUUGCAAGUGUGAGGACUGUGGGAAGGGAUUCAGUUACCCGUACCAACUGGAAACUCACCGGCGGACCCACACGGGGGAGAGGCCGUUCAUCUGCUCUGUGUGCGGGAAGGGAUUCACCCAAUCGUCCCACUUGUUAACGCACCGGCGGGUCCACACGGGGGAGAGGCCGUUCACCUGCUCCGUGUGCGGGAAGGGCUUCACUCACUCGUCCCCUCUCCGAACGCACCAGCUGAUUCACACCGGGGAGAAACCGUUCAAAUGCUCGGACUGUGCUGACAGCUUCAAGAGCUCAGCCGAGCUGGUGAGACACCAGCGGGUUCACACCGGGGAGAAGCCGUUCACCUGCUCGCUGUGCAGGAAGGGGUUCGCCCAGUCGUCAGACCUGCUGACGCAUCACCGAGUCCACACUGGGGAGAGGCCGUUCACCUGCUCCAUCUGCGAGAAAGGGUUUACCCUGGUUGGCAAUCUGCUGAGGCACCAGCGGGUUCACACCGGGGAGAGGCCGUACAUCUGUACCGUCUGUAGGAAGGGGUUCACCCAACACUCCAGCCUGCUGACCCACCAGCGGCUUCACACCGGGGAGAGGCCCUUCAUCUGUGCUGUGUGCGGGAAGAGAUUCACUCAGUCGUCCAACCUCCUGACGCACCAGAGAGUUCACAUGUGACUGCGGGAGUCGGCCGUUGUAUCUAGGACUGAACCACGUUCAUUCUGUUAGGUGGAGUUCACUUCCAAUGUUAAUUCUCCAACCUAAACUGGAAUAGGGUUUAAUACUGAAUGUACAGUCAAUAAAGGAGCAAGGUUUUAAACACAUUGUCAUUCUGUAUUACAUGAGUGUAAAGGAGAACAGUGAUUGUUCGUCCAGAUCCAAUGCAGCAGAAAGAAUGCCAGAAGCAUAAGGAACACAAUAAAAAAACACAAUAAAUAUAAAUACGAAAGCAA